Molecule: messenger RNA, 300 nt
Organism: Prunus armeniaca (apricot)
Lineage: Eukaryota; Viridiplantae; Streptophyta; Magnoliopsida; Rosales; Rosaceae
Source: the annotation of a GenBank genome assembly
AUGCACCCGGUCCGGCUCAACUGCAACGCUCAGUCGCUACUGGCUGGGGGCGCAAAUAGAAAGUUGGAAACAAUCCAACCGGGGGACUGUUUGACUAGGCCACAUGGCAGAGCCAUUCCUCAAUUCACCAUGUGUCUAGGGAACGAGCUGUCCAACCGGGGGACUAACUCUCAGCCAGCACAUACAGCCGACACAGUCAAAGCUUGUACGCCUGAAAUACCAGUCCUACGCGUGCAGACUACCCCAAAUCCAGGGUCCACAGCAACAUCCCCUCAAGGAUGCCCUGAGUUCUCAUCGUAA